AUGAUAUGUGGUCCUAUUGUUGGAAUGAAUCUCCACACUCAAAAUAUCAUGUUUGGAGUUGGGUUUCUUUUGAAUGAGAAGUCAGGUUCUUUUGAGUGGCUUUUUAAUUCUUUUUUGAUAUCUAUGGGUGGGAAGCAACCGGUUACUAUCAUGACGGAUCAGAGUUCUGCAAUGGACAAGGCUAUAAGGCAUCGGUUAUGUACAUGGCAUAUAGGAGAAAAUGCUAUUGUAAACAUCAAAGGUGUUAUGGCUAAGGAUGGUUUCAAACGUAGAUUUGAUUAUGUUUUGAAAUAUACUGACACAAUUGCCGAGUUUCAGCAUUAUUGGAAUAGUCUUAUGACUGAUUACAAUUGCAAGACACACAAAUGGAUAGAGAGGUUAUAUGAUUUGAAAGAGAAAUUGUGUCCUGCAUAUAACAAAGAGUGGUUUUCUGGGGGUAUUUUAUCUUCUCAAAGGAGUGAGACGACAAAUCAUUCUAUUUCUAGGAGGUUGCAUAAAACGAAUGGUUUAUGUGAUUUUUAUAAGUGUUUUUUAGAUGUAAUUGAUGAAUGGAGAAGUAAGGAGAACAAGGGAGAUUAUAAUUCUUCUACUGGAAAUAGAUAUUACGCAUGUGCGGAUAACAUGUUAUGUUUGCAUGCGCGGGAUGUGUAUAUCAUUGCAAUAUAUUUGAUAUUUGAGCAACGAUUUAUCAAAGCAAUUGGUUUGAGGUGUCAACGCAUUUCCUAUGAGUUUCCAGUUUCUAAGUACAUUGUUGGGCAUCCUACAAAGGAUUUUAUUAGACAUGUUGUGAAGUUUAAUGAGCAAGAGAUGGUUGUUGAUUGUACUUGCAAGUCAUAUGGAAAGAUAGGAGUUCUUUGUUCUCAUAUUCUUUGA
This is a messenger RNA of Spinacia oleracea (spinach), 873 nucleotides long. RefSeq names its product protein FAR1-RELATED SEQUENCE 5-like. The transcript has 3 exons. Lineage: Eukaryota; Viridiplantae; Streptophyta; Magnoliopsida; Caryophyllales; Amaranthaceae. The coding region runs from base 1 to 873 and encodes 290 amino acids. Gene Ontology annotation, molecular function: zinc ion binding. The record is from RefSeq and is a predicted model, not a curated record.